GACGCCAUGUAGGAUGAAGUAGUGGGUCAGGUCAGGUGGCAGAAAUGGUGGGUCCCAUUAAAAAAAUCAAAAUUUGGGUGAAAAUAAAGGAAUUAUUUGGCUCUGUUUCUCAUUCAUCUCGCCAGGUGGCAGAAAAAGGUUGUUUCUGAAUUCUCUGGAGAAGUUGAAAUCGGAGCUGCCAGUACUAGUUUGGAAGGGGGAGCUGGAUUGUAACUCAUUGCAGAAGCAUUUGGUCCAUUGGUCGAGCAAAAUUUUCCGACGGCGGAUUCCCUAUGCAGCCGGAAAGAUGGAUCAGUGCAGAUCUGAAAUGUGAAUUACGGAGCUCCAUGGCGAAGAGAGCCGCUGUGAAAGCCAAGAUCCAACGAGAACCCAGUAAGGAAGCCAUUAUCAAUACGCGAUAACUACUUGCUGAUUGAUUACUAGAACACGAGCAAACCCAAUCCACCACUUAAUUGGAACUUGGAAGCAAAUAGAUUUUGAAAAUGAUUAAUCGCUUCUCCCUACUAUGUCUUUUUACAGUCUGUUGCUUUAAAGUGAUGGUAUCGCCAUGGUUUGGAAAAGGGAAUCCUAAAACAGAGAAUGGAGAUGAGAUGGCAUUUGCUUGCCGCUUCCGAUUACUACAGAUCUUUAGUUGCAGGAUUGUUUCCAGAAUUUUACAGCUAAGAGAGUCUUGGAACUAGCUGGGGUUCUGAGUUCUCUUAGUCUUAGGCGAAGACCAAGUUUUUCUAUCAAACCCCCUGUUGCAUCUACGGGAAGGGUCCUAUGGUCUGCAGUUGUAAUAAUUAACCUUUGGAGGGAGAGAUGUAGAAGGAAAUUUGCAGGUAUGGAGAUGACUGUGUUUGUGUUACAGCAGCAGAUACAAGAUGAAGUCGGGCUAUUGGUUGAUGAUGUUGAGAUUGCUCGGCGGUGGAGGCAGGGGAACCGAAGGAGAGAGCGACGGAGGAGAACGGUGUCACAGGUGGAGAAUGAGGGAGAGAGGAAAGGAGUCGAAAGAACGGGUUCUUCAAGUGUUUGACCAAUAUUUCAUCGGUCUGAGUCUCGGUUGGCUUCAAAUAUUAAAUUAGAUUUGUUAGUUUAUUAUUGUUUUGAUGAUGUAAUGUUGACAAGAUAAAUUUAGCAGAAAUUUGGACGGACGGAGAAUGAUGAAGUUUUGACAUGCGUUUUAGAAUUUUGCUACCGAUUCGUUAUAAGUUAAAGAUUUGUAAUCAUUUUGUGACGGUUAAUGAUAAUUACCCAUUUUAUUACUCUAUCCUGUAAACAGUAAGUCACUCCUCAUCGACCACAGCCGGUUGAUUGUUGACCGUCCCGUAGAAUUCCCGCCUCCUACAAAACAAAGAGAACCAAUACAUAUGUUUCUGUGGGACAGGAGCUUAAUAUGGUAAGUAAAAGUGGCAGAACAGAGUUGCUAACUUGCCAUCGGAGUUGUUUUGAAAGGAACAAGUAGUAGCUACUAGCUAGCCAUAUCAGACAGCAUUUACGAAACAGACAUUCUUGGCAGUUCAUUUCAUUCUCUUCUUCUUCUCUUCUUUUCCUGCGAGCUCCUUUCUUCUCUGUUUUUCACGAAAAAUGUCUGAUGCAGCUGAGAGUCCGGAUUUGAAAAACCGGCACUCUGACUUAGCGUCGGGUCUUUCAGGACCGCUGAUCUUCCUGAUAGUCUUCGCCUGCGUCGUCGUUUUGGGCCUAGGGUGCUGGCUUGUCUACCACUUUUUCUUACGGCAGCAGCAGCAGCAGGUUCAGGGCGGGGACCUGAACCCGGACCCUGCAGGGGUCGCAGCAGAGCUCGAGCUGGUCUCCUCCUCUGAGGAGAGGAGCUUCGCCGACGUGGCGAUGGGCUCCAGAGCGAGCCCGGACUGCCCGAUCUGCUUGGAGCAGUUCGGCCAGUCGGAGACCGUCUUUGUCCUCCCCACCUGCCAGCACGUGUUUCACCGUGCUUGUGUGGCAGGUUGGGUAGUACAGAGACGGCGGACAGGUCCGCUGACCUGUCCGCUUUGCCGUCAGGGUUUGGAGAUCGCAGCACCAGCCGCCACCUGAUCGUGUUUUAGUUGGAAUGCUACUUCUUAGGAAAUGCUAAUUGUAGGACUAGCUAGAGCUAGGGGAAUCAAAGUCAGUUCGUCAGAGUUAGUACUUGAAUAUGGUGGGUCUGUUCUGAUUUUAGUUUGAUGCAGUGCUUAAUUGCUUGUAAUUAAAGAAAAGCUAGUCUUGUUA
Linum trigynum is the source of this 2205-nucleotide messenger RNA. NCBI's taxonomy places the organism in Eukaryota, Viridiplantae, Streptophyta, Magnoliopsida, Malpighiales, Linaceae. The record is from the annotation of a GenBank genome assembly.